GAGCGAGCGCAUCAAACACGCACCUCCUCCGCCGUCUUCCCCCCUCUCCUCACCUCACCUCCUCAUCGCCUCGUCUCCACCUCCGCGGGGUUUUGCGGGGGGACGGUUGGCGUCUUGCGCUGCUGGUGGGGAGGGCCGUUUGGCGGCCGUCGGGCUUUCCUUCCUUCCUCUGCCUUGCCUUUGAGGAGGAGGUCUAUCUCGGGACGGGAGGUUUCUUGAGGGGUUUUAGCCGGAGCUGAGCGCGGUGGCGGAGUCAUCAAAUGCGAGUGGAGUGAUGUGGGCCAUGGAGGAGGAGAUGUUCGUGGCGGUGAGGCGCACGGAGCACGUCGAGGUCACCUCCCGGGCGGUGGAGGUGCCGCCGGCGGCCAAGGAGAGCGGCGGCGGCGCGGGGCCGAGGACCGUCAGGGUGUUCUGCGACGACUACGACGCCACGGACUCGUCCGGCGACGACGACGACGAGGAGGCCGCCGCCGCCGCGCGCCGGAGGGUGAAGCGCUACGUGCAGGAGAUCCGCCUGGAGCGGGCGGUGAAGGAGGCGCCGCCCGCCAAGGCCGCGGCGUCCUCGGCGAGGGUGAAGCUGGUGCUCCCCGGCCGGAAGAGGAAGGCCGACGGCGCCGGCGCCGCGGAGCCGCGGUUCCGCGGCGUGCGGCGGCGGCCCUGGGGAAAGUAUGCGGCGGAGAUCCGCGACCCGUGGCGGCGGGUGCGGGUGUGGCUCGGCACCUUCGACACCGCCGAGGAGGCCGCCAAGGUGUACGACUCGGCGGCCAUCCAGCUGCGCGGGCCCGACGCCACCACCAACUUCGAGCAGGUCGACGACGCCGCCCCCGCCGUCCCCGCGGAGGUCGCCGAGCGCCUCCCCCAGCCGCCUCAGGCCGCGGCGUCCAAGAACGCGUCUUCCUCCGCCACCUCCUACGACUCCGGCGAGGAGUCCCACGCCGCGGCGGCGUCCCCGACCUCCGUGCUCCGCUCAUUCCCGCCGUCCGCGGUCGCCGCCGGCACCUGCAGCAAGAAGCCGGCGCCGGCUCCCGUGCCGGCAGCACCACUGCCCGCCUCCCGCGCCCCGGAGACAGAUGAGUCAAGCGGCGUGUUCGGCUGCCCCUUCAUGGGCGACGACUGCUUCGCCGGCGAGUUCCCGCCCCUCUACACCGACUUCGACCUCCUUGCCGACUUCCCGGAGCCGUCGCUGGAUUUCCUCGCCGACAUCCCCGAGGAGCCCCUGUCCCUGGCGUCCUUCUCCGCCACCACCACCACCAGCAGCAGCGAGACCUCGUCGGAGCCGCCGUCGCCGGAGAGGUGGCAGCAGGUGGACGACUUCUUCCAAGACAUCACCGACCUGUUCCAAAUCGACCCGCUGCCCGUCGUCUAGCUAGCGCUCCACCACCAACUGUAAACACCGGGCUUAGCCGAGCAGCUGCUAAUCCGGCCAAUUUUGUUUGCAUUCCGUCGUUUUCUUUCUUUUUAGUAUUUCUUUUAGUAGCGUGAGAAGAAGCUUGUUCGGCAGGGCGGCGUAGCUGCCGCCACUGCCACCCCCGCCGAGGAGGAAGAAGAGUCCUUGGACGGGGCGAGUUGCGAGAGAGAGAGAGAGAGAGAGAGAGAGAGAGAGAGAGAGAGAGAGAGAGAGAGAGGGAGAGGUGUGUUGGUGGGAUGGGAAUGGGAUCUUCCGCCAUGGAUGGUCCUCUGUCCCGCGACUGUGACCAUCAUCAAGUUAUCAGUAAUUAGAGAGAAAUUUUAAGCUA
Molecule: messenger RNA, 1736 nt
Organism: Panicum hallii
Lineage: Eukaryota; Viridiplantae; Streptophyta; Magnoliopsida; Poales; Poaceae
Product: ethylene-responsive transcription factor CRF1-like
Exons: 1
Coding region: 275-1366 (363 amino acids)
Biological process (GO): regulation of DNA-templated transcription
Molecular function (GO): DNA-binding transcription factor activity; DNA binding
Source: RefSeq, a predicted model, not a curated record